This is a messenger RNA of Drosophila elegans, 1223 nucleotides long. RefSeq lists its product as uncharacterized. The record is from RefSeq and is a predicted model, not a curated record. Lineage: Eukaryota; Metazoa; Arthropoda; Insecta; Diptera; Drosophilidae. The coding region runs from base 531 to 1106 and encodes 191 amino acids. The transcript is spliced from 3 exons.
UACACUAUUUUAACCUAAUAGAAAUAGUAUAAUUAGCUCAAUAUUUAAAUAGUGACUUAAUUUUCGACCGGUAAUGAAUACGAAAUAGUAAAGGUACCAAAUCAAAAGCUGAUGGGUGAUUUCUUUUAGAAUGACCAUUUAAUAAGUGAUCUCGAAACCAUGGGCACCGGAUUAAACGUAUUAGCUUUAGUUCUGGUGUUUUAUAUUGUCCCCGAACAAAGCUACAGUAAAAGUAAUAAUUUAUGAAAAUUUAUAUUAUUAUUAUUAUACUUUUCCCAGUAAUCAAAUAGUUGUGUUGCUUAGAAUGCUUCCAGACUACCAACUUGUGUAAUUGUAGUUUUAGUUCACGUUAUUUAGGUUUAGGCAUACCAAUUUGGUUUCAUUUUUUGUUGGCAUUCCAACUAAAUAAUAAUUGACUUAUUUUCUGUUUCCUGCUAAAUUAUGUUUUGUAAUUGAAAAAUAAUCACAUUGAUAACUGUCAAAAUGACCAAAUCGAUUACGGACCUAUAAAAAUAAUAUAUAUAAUUAUUAUGUUUCAAUUGAAUUGGUUUAGUGCAAUGUUGUCUAAGCUAGUUACAUGUCUUUUCUGCAUCGCAGUCCUCAUCUUCAUUUCUGACUUAAAUGAUGCAGUCGUCUUCAAGUUUACAAAUUUUGUCUGCAAAAGUCACAAUCAAUCGUGGUUUGUGUUCCAUUAUUGUCGUCUUAAGGCUAUCAGUCGUGAUAGGGUCCUCCUCAACGUGAACGGAACUGUUCUCUACCCGGCGUAUGAUAUACAGGUUCAUGCGAAGAUUUUUAAAAAGGCAAGCGGAUUUAAGCCUUGGUUACUGGACGCAAAUAUCGACGGCUGUCGGUAUAUGCGAAAAAACUACAAUCCCUUUUUAGGCAUAGUCUUCAGUCUGUUCCAAGAUUUCUCCAAUAUAAACCACACAUGCCCAUAUGUUGGUCUACAAACUGUGAAGGAUUUUUAUCUGAGGCCAGAUAGAUUGAAGUUGCCGUUUCCAUCCGGAGAGUACAUGUUAUCUCUACAGUGGUUCUUUGACAAGAAACCUCAAUUCGAUACAAACGUUACAUUUACUUAUAUGGAGGACCUGCUUAAGAGAAAUUAACAUAGGUUUUUUUCACAAAUAAAAAAAUUAUUUUGAAUUUAAAUGUUAUAGAAAAAUAACACAGUUAACUUGUAUCUUUACAUCCGUUACAAGUAAAGUAAAGGGUUAUAUUGUAUU